This is a messenger RNA of Gilbertella persicaria, 1586 nucleotides long. Its product is annotated as acyl-CoA dehydrogenase/oxidase. The coding region runs from base 12 to 1586 and encodes 524 amino acids. The transcript has 3 exons. The record is from RefSeq and is a predicted model, not a curated record. NCBI's taxonomy places the organism in Eukaryota, Fungi, Mucoromycota, Mucoromycetes, Mucorales, Choanephoraceae. Gene Ontology annotation, molecular function: flavin adenine dinucleotide binding; heme binding; oxidoreductase activity, acting on the CH-CH group of donors.
CUCAAGUCACCAUGAAGUCUUUUACUGUCGAGCAAGUAGCUCAGCACAGCACUGCCAACGAUUGUUGGGUUAUUAUUGAGAAUAAAGUAUUUGAUAUAACCAAAUUCUUGAACGAACAUCCUGGUGGAAAGAAAAUCUUAUUGAAGAAAGCUGGUAAAGAUGCAUCCAAAGAAUUCAAGACAUUCCACAAUGCCUCUAUCAUGCAGAACAUAGGUCUUCCUAUGCAAAUUGGUGUCAUUGGUACCGAGAAAAAAGAAACAAAACCUGAGUCAACAGUAGCGAUGGUUGCUCCUCAAAUUGGCUAUGCCAAAUUUGGCGAAGGUAUUCCUUAUGGCGAUCCUUCUUGGUAUCAAGAAUGGAACAGUCCUUAUUAUAAUGAGUCUCAUAUCAGAGUUCGUCAAAUCGUGCGUGAAUGGGUUGACAAAGAAAUCAUGCCCUUUUGUCAUGAAUGGAGCGAGAAAAAGGAAAUUCCUCGAUCUGUCAUCAAGAGUGCUGCUAAAUUGGGUUUGUUGGCAGGUUUUUCAGGUGCAGGCACAAAUCCCAAGAUGGCUGACUUAUUACCUUACGGGUUACCUGGUGGUGUAACCUCUGCUGAAUUUGACAUUUUUCAUGAAUUUGUCUGUAUUGAUGAAUUAGCUCGAUGUGGCUCUGGCGGUCUGAUCUGGGCUAUUGAAGGUGGUCUUUCCAUUGGCCUUCCUCCUAUUAUGAAUUUCGCUAGAGAAGAGAUCAAACGUCGUGUAGUGACCGAGUGUCUUGCGGGUGAUAAAGUCAUUGCUUUGGCCAUUACUGAACCUGAUGCUGGUUCUGAUGUAGCCAAUCUUACUACCACGGCUAAAGACAUGGGCGAUUAUUUCUUGGUCAAUGGUAACAAGAAAUUCAUUACUCAAGGCUUCUUUGCCGAUUACUAUACAGUCGCUUGUCGUACGGGAGGCGAAGGCAUGGCAGGUAUCUCUCUUUUGUUGAUUGAACGCAACUUUGAAGGUGUCAAUGCACGUCAAAUGGACUGCCAAGGCAUGUGGGGAUCAGGCACUGCUUACAUUACUUUUGAAGAUGUCAAAGUGCCCAAGACUCAUUUAAUUGGUCAAUUGAACCAAGGCUUCAAGUACAUCAUGCACAACUUUAACCACGAACGAUUAGGCAUUGUGAUGCAAGCCAAUCGUCUUUCCCGUGUGUGUAUUGAAGAAGCACUCAAGUAUGCCUUGAAGCGCAAGACGUUCGGUCAACGCCUUGUCGAUCAUGCUGUAAUUCGAAACAAGUUUGGCCACAUGAUUCGUCAAUGUGAGGCAACACAUGCAUGGCUUGAAAACAUCUUGUUUCAAUACAAGACACUUCCUGCCGAGACGCAAGCUACUGUGUUGGCAGGCCCAAUUGCACUUUUAAAGGCUCAAAGCACGCAGACAUUUGAGUACUGUGCUCGUGAAGCUGCUCAAAUCUUUGGUGGUCUAGCUUAUUCUCGUGGCGGACAAGGCGAAAAAAUAGAACGCCUUUAUAGAGAAGUCCGUGCUUAUGCUAUUCCCGGUGGUUCAGAAGAAAUCAUGUUGGAUUUGGGUGUUCGUCAAGCAAUCAAAAAAUGUUCUAAAUUAUAA